AUGGAAGCGCUCAACGCCACGUUUGCCGACCUCUCGGCGCAGACCGGGUUCCCGGCUGAUCAGCUCAAGUACCUAGCGUGCUUGCUGGCCGCCAUCCCUCUGUCCUACAUCUUUCGCCUUCUCGGCCCGGGACGCGAGAAUGCGAAGCAUGUCCUCUCCAUUGUGAUUAGCAUUUUCUUCUGCCAUUUCUCGCUCGGCGAGUACUCAUGGAUCCAUUCCCUCGUCACGGCCAUGAUCUCCUACACUCUCUUGUCUAUCCUGCCCCAUGGCAUUGCCCACAAGGCCGUCUUUGUGUUCGCGAUGGGCUACCUGUCUGUUGGACACAUCUACCGUAUGUACACCGACUGGAGCGGCUGGACCCUCGACUUCAGCGGUCCUCAGAUGAUCCUCACUAUCAAGCUGACCACCAUCGCCAUGGACUACUACGAUGGCAACAGGAGCAAGGCCGAAAAGGAGGUAAUGAGCCCCUUCCAGAAGGAGCACCGCAUCGAGAGGUUGCCCAGCAUGCUGGAGUUCUUUGGCUACGUGUAUUUCUUCCCCGGCUUCCUCGCCGGUCCGGCCAUCCUCUUUGCUGAUUACCGAGCGUUCAUCACCGGAGCCAUGUUCAAGGUGGGCGCACGCAUCCGCAUGGGCGGGGUGGAGUUCCCUGGUAGAGUGUCUCCGAACCCCGUGGUCCCGUCGAUCAUCGCGCUGGGCAAGGCCAUCUGCGUGUUCCCUCUGCUCGUGCUCGCCGGCCACUUCCGCCCCAUCGACCUCGCUCUGCCCUCCUUCAUCGAGGCCCCCGUCUGGGAACAGAUUGGGCGCUUCUAUCUCCACGUCUCGUUGAUGCGCACCAAGUACUACUUCGGUUGGUUCCUGGCCGAGUCCUCCUGCAUCGCCUCUGGCUUCGGCUACAGCGGCAAGGACAAGAGGGGCAACAUCAAGUGGGACCGUGCGGCCAACGCGUUCCCUCUGGCUGUCGAGUUCGCGCCCAACAUUCGCGGCAUCACCGACAACUGGAAUCUGGGCACUGCCACAUGGCUCAAGCACUACAUCUACCUCCGCUUCAGCGAUCAGCGCAGCAUGCUGCCGACCAUCGCCACCUACGCCUGCAGCGCCUUCUGGCAUGGGUUCUAUCCCGGCUACUACCUCUUCUUCAUCGCCUCGGCUUUCCUGACGGAGGCCUCGAAGGAGGUGAGGAGGAAGAUCCGUCCGCUCGUCAUGAAGGACGAGGUCACCCCGCUGUACCCGCAGAAGUACGUCUACGACGUCUUGGGCAUGGUCGCCACUUCGCUCACCAUGAACUACAUCGGUCUGUCGUUCGUCAUUCUGGAGUGGCCGCCGGUCUACCACGUCUGGAAGUCGACCUACUUCAUCGGACACGUCCUGCUGUUCGCCACCUGGUUCGUCGUCACCUACGUCAUCCCCGCCAGACCCCGGUCCGCGGCGCCCAAGAAGGUCGCGUGA
Molecule: messenger RNA, 1446 nt
Organism: Acanthamoeba castellanii str. Neff
Lineage: Eukaryota; Discosea; Longamoebia; Acanthamoebidae
Exons: 12
Coding region: 1-1446 (481 amino acids)
Biological process (GO): lipid modification
Cellular component (GO): membrane
Molecular function (GO): acyltransferase activity
Source: RefSeq, a predicted model, not a curated record